Molecule: messenger RNA, 4134 nt
Organism: Scomber japonicus (chub mackerel)
Lineage: Eukaryota; Metazoa; Chordata; Actinopteri; Scombriformes; Scombridae
Gene: pde7a
Product: phosphodiesterase 7A
Exons: 12
Coding region: 924-2450 (508 amino acids)
Molecular function (GO): 3',5'-cyclic-AMP phosphodiesterase activity
Source: RefSeq, a predicted model, not a curated record
GUAACAGGGGAAAAGACGCGCUUGAAGGUGUUAUUUUGUCGUUUUUUCGGUCGUGUGACGUGACAUGACAUUGUGUCGCCUGUGAAGCCAGUCCGGGUUGAGAUGAACGUCGGGGUUUCCCUCUCUGAGCCAGACACUUUGUGCUUCAGCGGUGAAUUAGACAACAGCUCCAUCAUCAUGCAGCUCGUAGAAAAAAGACGGAAAAGCCCUACAUGUUGAUUAUAUUUCGACACCGGUGCGAGUCUGAAUGAGAGAAAACCUUCCUCCCCCCUCCCUGCAAGCGGCUGACAAAACGGUCUCACAUCCUGGAGCUGCCUCACUUCUUCUCCUCUUUUCUCCCUCUCUUUCUUCAUCCGCCGGGUGUUGCAUACGGUAUGAUAUGUUGAUGACAUUUUUUUUGAAGUGGUCGUGCCUUUUGUUUUCAUUUGGGGAUAUGCGGAUCGGCGAGCGCCACGAAACGCAAACGAGAGGACCUUUUUCUCUGCCGUGAAAAUGAGGAAGCGCUUUCAUAGAGACCCAGAAAAUGGCAAGAAGGAGAUCUCGUCGUCCGUGGGCCCGGAUUUGAGUAAAAUGAGAAGGAAAGGAGCAAAUGCAACAGCAGCAUGAACAUUUACCCCCCUCUCUCACAUACACACACACACACACAGAGAAUGACACCAAAGGAGGUAAAACGGUGGAGGUAGAGAAGACGCAGCAUCAAUGAAGGCGAUCUUGACAAGUUUUAAGUCGCUCAUAAUGAACAGAAAUACUUUACAGCUCGAUUGCAGUUCGUUUCCACAAUAUUGAAAGAUUUUUUCCGGCUUUGAGAGAUUUCCUAACUCACCAGUUAUAUAUUUUUUUCGCAUUGCAUUUGUCUUUUUUUUUCAUUGAUUAUUAUUAUUAUCAUUUUAUAUUUUUGAUCCGGAUCCAGCCCUGACUAUUCAAUGGAAGUAUGUUAUCAGCUGCCGGUUUUGCCUCUAGACAGGCCGGUUCCCAAGCAUGUCCUCAGCCGGAGGGGAGCCAUUAGUUUCAGCUCCAGCUCUUCUCUCUUCGGGGCUCCUGAUCCGAGACAGCUGUCACAGAGACGUGGGGCCAUCUCCUACGACAGCUCAGACCAGACAGCACUGUACAUUCGCAUGCUAGGAGAUGUGAGAGUGAGAAGUCAGGUUGGAUUUGAACCGGAACGAAGAAGCUCCCACCCAUACCUGUGCAUCGACUUCCGAACUCUUCACGCACGGCUGGGCUGUGGGUCACCCAGCUCUGACCCUGAAAGGAGGGUCCACAGACUGCUCAGCUUCCAGAGGUACCUGCACUCGUCCCGCCUGCUGCGGGGAGUCCCCCAGCAGAUCCCCCUUCACAUCCUGGAUGAAGACUACACUGGACAGGCCAGAUGCAUGCUGGAGAAAGUCGGGAACUGGAAUUUUGACAUUUUCCUCUUCGACAGGUUGACAAAUGGAAACAGCCUGAUCACUCUGACCUUCCACCUGCUGAACCAGUAUGGCCUGGUGGAGCUCUUCCAGCUGGACAUGGUCAAACUCUGGAGGUUCCUGGUCAUGGUCCAGGAGGACUACCACAGCAACAACCCCUACCACAAUGCAGUCCAUGCUGCAGAUGUCACACAGGCCAUGUACUGCUACAUGCAGGAACCCAUGCUCGCUAGGUCUCUGACCUCCUAUGACAUCCUACUGGGACUGCUAGCAGCUGCCACUCAUGACCUGGACCAUCCUGGGGUCAACCAGCCUUUCCUCAUCAAGACUGACCACUAUCUAGCUACACUCUACAGGAAUACCUCAGUUCUGGAAAACCACCACUGGAAGUCGGCAGUGGGGCUGCUCAGAGAGACUGGGCUGUUCUCCCACCUGCCAGCUGAGGACAGGCUGAGCAUGGAGAGGGAGUUGGGCUCUUUAAUCCUGGCCACGGACAUCAGCAGACAGAAUGAUUACCUGUCCAGGUUUCGUCUGCACCUGAACCAGGAGAACCUGUGCUUGAGCAACGCCAGCCACCGCCACUUCAUCCUGCAGAUGGCUCUGAAGUGUGCGGACAUCUGUAACCCCUGCAGACCCUGGGAGCUGAGCAAACAGUGGAGUGAGAAAGUGACCGAGGAAUUCUUCAAACAAGGAGACAUUGAGAAGAAGCACAAACUUGAAGUCAGCCCAGUUUGUAAUAGAGAGAACAACACAGUUGGCAACAUUCAAAUAGGCUUCAUGACUUACGUGGCGGAGCCGCUGUUUGCAGAAUGGGCCCGUUUCUCCGACACGCGUCUGUCUCAGACCAUGCUGGGUCACAUGGGGCUGAACAAAGCCAGCUGGGGCGGCCUGCAGCAGGAACAAACCACUGUCUCCGAGGAGGCAGAGCCCAGCACCGCCGGAACCGACGCCGAGGAUGGCGCCGCCCGAAGAAAUGACAACACAGCUACCGCCACAGGAGGGACCAGCUCCAAAGAAAUACCUCAGGGAAGCAGAGAAUCCUGACACUCCUCGUGUGCCCUUUCACCUCGACCUCUUCACCCCUGGCCCCCGGCCUCAGGGCCUCACCACACACUGGGGACCGGGUGGGGCAUCCACAGCCUGCAGCCCUGCCGCUGCCUCACCUGAUCCUAACACUUUGUUUAUGUUUUGUUGCUUUUGCCUCCCAUCUUGAUAAACCACUGAUUUUAUUUAAUUUAUUUAAUUUUUAAUUCCUCUUUUUUGACAUAGAGCAAUACAUAGAUACCUCAUUUGGCUACUGCUGUAUUUUCUUUUUAUUUGCUUUAUUUUAUUUAUUUGUCCACUGUAGUUUUGGCAUUACUGACUGAACACACCACUUUUUUUGUGUUGGUGAACCUUAAGGGGAAAGCAGUAUAAAAACUGAAGACAUUUUUCUGGUAUUUUGAAGUGCCAUUUGAAAACAAAGAUUUUGAAGAAUGAUCUGAACUGAACUGUCUGAGACAACUGGAGUAUUCAGACAUGAGACCCUCCUGAGACUUUACAGUAAUGCCAUGUUGCAUUUGUAUUGAAGAUUCUUCCUCAUGUAAAAACAAAAUGAUAAAAAAAAAAAAAAAAAAAAAAAUGUGACAAGCCCAGUCCUUUUGCUGCCUCUACGAAGACUGUUUACUCACCUUUUUUCGUUUGUAGUUUCUUUUCCUUCGAACUGAAGUGAACCAUGUCAGCUUCACGGUUUGCCUUCGAAGCACAGAUGUGACGAACCACUUUUGUCUGAAUUGUCAUGCCCACUGUUUAAGCCAUGAGCAGAACCUUACUCAAACACACCAGAUGCCAUAAGUAACUCCACCUGUGCUACGAUGUGUUUUUGCACUCCCAAAAUAAAGAUGGUGUUGGAUGUGCAGCUACGUCUCCAUGAAAUGACACCUUGUAAAGGUAUUACAGAAAUUAGUCCUCUUUUUUUUUUGGAUGAUGUUUCCAGUGCUGGUUGAACUCAUGGGAGAGCUUUUCCCCCCUGCAGUUACUCACUGCACAUGCAUCUCACCUGAAACUCCACGCAACUUGACUCGCUCAGGGAUUUGCCAGUCUCUUAUCAAGAGGGAGACGGAGGGAAUUAGGGAGGGUGACCACGGGCGAUGCAAGGUUGUUUUUUUUUUUUCCCUGGCGAGGAUCUACUGAAGGAGACUCUCCCUCUCCGCAGAAUGUCUCUCAGAGCCACAUGCAACCUAAAAAGGACUGCUCGAUUGAUGCCUUAUAACUAUGCACAAACUAUGCUAAGUGACCAAACCAACUCCUGUCCCCAUCAAGUGCAUGGUGUGCUUGUCUUUGAAUGCACUGUCCAAUCCCUUUGCCUUUUUGUUGUGAGGAACAACUCCAGCUGUCUUUUUUUUUUUUUUUUUUCCCUCUUUUGUACGGAAACAAAAUGGUCAAGUAUGACUUUGAACAUUCCAUUUCUUUGUGUUUGGUUUGUCUACUUUGACUCUGUAUAGUGGCACAAAUUGUGUUUGUGUUUAAGACAUUUUGAAAAAUAACAGGUGCUUUUCUUACUUUAGCUGAUUUGUAUUUUGCUGUAAGUGCUGUAAGACUGUUGAUAAAACUGUUUACAAUUUGUUGCGACAGCCAUUUUUGGGAAGACAUAAGUGUCGAGCCAGAUUUUGUAAAGGCUUUGCUGUAUUGACCUUUUUGAUACAUGCCUGUUGCAGUCACAAUUUGAAUAAUAAAAACCUGUUGUUGA